Cucurbita moschata (crookneck pumpkin) is the source of this 889-nucleotide messenger RNA. RefSeq lists its product as uncharacterized. Bases 109 to 717 code for a protein of 202 amino acids. NCBI's taxonomy places the organism in Eukaryota, Viridiplantae, Streptophyta, Magnoliopsida, Cucurbitales, Cucurbitaceae. The record is from RefSeq and is a predicted model, not a curated record. The transcript has 2 exons.
UUCGUCUUCCGACCAAUGGAAACCAAGAGAUCUCAAAAUCAUCCUUCAAUCACUUCCCACUCUUUUCUGCUUCAUUUCUCCCCUUACAGUUUCGGAUAACGCCUCUCAAUGGCCGCCUCUACUUCCAUCUUCUCACCCACCGCCGCCACCGCUGCCGCCGUCACCUCCUCCUCCUCCUCUACCCACCGACCACUGUUAUACAAUUUCCCCUCAAAGAUCACGCCACAAUUCAACAGACCCACCACCCGCAUCCUCGUCUCCUCCUCCUCCUCCUCCUCCCCCACCAGCACUUCUCGCGCCGCCGCCGCCGCCGCUUCGAAAAACGCCGCCGAGGAAAUCGUGUUCUUCGACGGGGGCGCUCACUAUGGCGACCUUGUGGCUAACCUUCUUCUGGGUUUUACUCUCUUAUGGCUGCCCCUGACUGUGGCCGCAGUUUCCAGGGCGUUUAACCUCAGGUACAGAUUCACCAACCUGCGGGUCACGGUCAUUUCAGGACUGACGGGUGAGGACAGAAGUGAUUUCUCGUACCAGGUGAUCAAGGACGUUCAGGUGGUGCCACGUUUCAUUGGGGAAUGGGGUGAUGUUGUGAUCACUCUCAAGGACGGCACCAAAGUGGAUCUUAGGAGCGUCCCCAAGUUCAGAGAGAUCGCCAAAUACUGUCUCUCAAUGGCUGAUAAACCGGCUGUUCCAAAAGAGAGUGGCCCUAAAGGAUUUUAGACACCACCGAUUCAGUUCUUCUGUUUCUUUGCGAGAGAUAUGAAUUAAUGAACAACCGUCGAUGAAGUGAAGCUCUUGGAGAGGUUAGGGACAGAAUGAGUAGCCAUUAUCUUGAAACACAACCCAUCGUCUCGCCCAUAUCCUUCAAUCUAGACAACCAUGGGAGGACACA